AUGCCUUUGUACAAGAAAUUUAUGAAAGAGGUUAUUGCUAAAAAGAGACCAGUGGGAGGUGAGCCUGAAAUUGAAACUGAAAAAUGUGGUAAAGUCUCUCCCGAAAGAAAAGUACCAAUCAAGAAGAACGAUCCUGGAGUAGUGGCAAUAUGUUGCAUUAUCAAGGACAGAAUUUUAAAAAAGGUACUAAUCGAUUAUGGUUCUAGUGUGAGUCUAAUGCCAUUGUCUAUCUUCAAAAAUCUUUACUUGGGAAAGAUAAGUGAGAGUGAGACAAAAUUAAAUUUUGCUGAUUACACUGUUAAGAAGUCAUAUGGGAUAGUUGAAGAUGUAUUGGUGGAAGUGGAUAAGUUAUUCUUCCCAGUCGAUUUCAAUAUCAUGGACAUUCCUGAAGAUGAAGAGACUCUGAUCCUUCUUGGAAGACCAUUCUUGUUGACCAGUCGCUGCAAUUUUGAUAUUGAGAAAGGGACACUCACGAUGAAAUCAUUUGAUGAAGAGGUAACAUUGAAGAUGUUAGAUGUCAAGAAACAAAGUGCAGGUGGACAUGAUCAAGCUUUUGUUGGUAUGGUAAUAAAAGAGGGUCUUUCUGGUGAAGCAAGGAAGCUGCGGUGGAGUCACACUACCCUCUGUGAGUUACCUCUCUUAGGCUUGUUCUAA
Molecule: messenger RNA, 654 nt
Organism: Vicia villosa (hairy vetch)
Lineage: Eukaryota; Viridiplantae; Streptophyta; Magnoliopsida; Fabales; Fabaceae
Exons: 2
Coding region: 1-654 (217 amino acids)
Source: RefSeq, a predicted model, not a curated record